GGGCGACAGCCUGUAAACUAAGCAAGUCUCCUUGCACUGAGCCAAAGGGUUUGUGCACCCAGAACCAGUUUUAAAUACUUUUUAAAAAUAAAGUGUUUGGACUGUGCAACGCUGGAACAGAAUCAAAGGAAAGGUUCUAAAUCUAUGCAGCUUUUAAAUGGAAGCCUAGUUGAAGUGAGGGUUGAGAGCUGCUCUGGAAAUCAGAGCCAUGAAGAGGUAGGAUGAUUUGCGCUGCUACUCGUCUGGAUGCUCCUUCAGCUGUGCUCCUCAACAAAACUCCCUCAGCCAAACACCACUAGGCAAUUAUACGGAACCAGCAAGAUGAACAAAAACAAACUGAUUCAUGAUUUCCUGGAAGUGGUUUCCAGGGGAGAUGUGGAAUGCAUCUGUGGCCAUAUUCCUGAAGUCCACUCAGUCCUUGGGAACCUUGACUUUCAGCACCCGCAGACUGGAAAUACGCCUCUCAUUACUGCAGCAGAAGAAAAUCUAUCAGAGGUUGUUGAGAUUCUUCUAGAGAGGGGAGCAGAUAUCACCCUCUGCAAUUACAGCAAUCAAACUGCCAUCCACGUGGCCAAUGGUGACACACGAAGACAGCUCUUGGCAGGCAAGAGAAUUCAAGACCCCCAAAUGCAGCUGCUAAGAAGUUCGUGGCAAGGGGAUCUCGAACAGCUCCAACACUUGCUGGCAUCUGAAGAGUUCCUGGAUAUAAACUUCCCAAACCUGCAUGGCCUGACCCCUCUGAUGCUGGCUGUGAGAGAUGUGGACCUAUUUGAAAGUCUGGAUAUAUUAACAGUCUACAAACCUGCGGAAGUUCUAGCUGAGCUCCUCAGGCAUCAUGCAGAUCCUAAGCUUUGUGACUUCAGUGGCAAGUCAGCAAUACAUUAUGUGUCACAAAUUGAAAGUUGGAGGAAGCAGCAGCUAUUGGACAUCCUGAUGAAUUCUAUGCCCAAACCAGAAAGACAUGUGGAGUCACUGCUUGACAUCUGUCAUGAGACAAGCUCUUCUUCAAUGGAUGUGACAGUUUCCAAAACUGAAAACAUCAUCUUGCAGAGCAUCAGCAGCAGUGAGGUGACUUCAGUGCAUCAGGAGUGGGGACAGGUGCGUCCUGUCUCUCCACCAAAUGAAGUGGAGAUGGUGGGCCUCACAGCAAGACCUUCAUGUCUGAGGAGGGAAGGAAGUUCUGAGGAACUCCGUGGUAUGGAUGCGGCCCUCUUACCGAGACCUUGCUUAGACCCAAGUACUGCUACGUCUGUAGCCAGGGAGGAGGCUCCCUGUGUUCUGAAAGCGCAGCAAAGGAAACCAGAAGAGUUUCCUGCUUCUGACGUGAGACACAGUAGUCGAAGAAUUGAGUUUCCUCUGCCGUCACUAUCACUCUUGCCCAUGAGAUCUUGUGUCCUCGAUAUGGAAAAAAGUCACAAGUUCCCAAGACACAAUGACAGAAAAAUCCCAAGGUUCACCACGUCUGUACCUAAGCUCUUAGAGCCUCUUAGUCACUCAGUUGACAUUAGCUCAUCAGAGAACCAUCAAGAAGUCACGUGGAAGGGACCAGCGGAACAAAGCCUCAGGGUGUCUGACAGUGCCAUUUGGUCUAGAAACAUGUGCUCUUUCCAGAAGGUGAACCGUCCCAGAAAACAGGGGGGAGCGGUGGAGGGUUGGCGAUCCCAGGCAAUGGAAGGAUGGGACAAAACCGAAACCGCUUGCUUUGAAGAAGGGCCAGUAUUGGUUUCCUGUGAGAAGGUCACGGAAGGCAAUGUUCCCAUGGAGAGGGGAAGGGAUAGUGAAUGCCAUGAUAGUGAAAUGAGGAAAGGGGGUGAAAUCUCCCAGUAUCCUUCAUCAAGAAAAGAAGAGGGUUCAACAGCCAGAGCGCUUGAACAAGAUUCCGAAGCUGUGUACACCACUCUCCACAAGCUCCAGGAAGCCUCAAAUGCAGAAAUAAUCCCAACCAAGGAAAAAGAGAUCAGAAAUGAGACAGUUCCUGAUUCCGAAAGCAAUUCUUUACACGAAGCUGGAGCAACGGAGCCACACGCUACGCAAGAGGAGUUUAGAGUUCUAAAGGACAUAUCUAGUAUGAAUUCCGACGGCUCCACGGAAGAGCUUCUAGAAGACCAUAAAGACACAGAACAGAACAAAAAGAUAUCAGUAGAGGAAUCAAUGAGGCCGGCAAUGAAUGGUAUGGUGCCUCUUGUCCAAAUCCCAUUCCCUGGAGAAGGAACACACAAGGAGUCAGUUACAGCCAAAGCAAACCUCCAAAAGAGAAAGCGCACUGUGCAGAACAGCAGUAGCCUCAGCACGCUUGCUCAACAAGAACAGGACAAACUCCAGACAAAUACUCAUAGAACCAAAUUGGAUUCAAGGACCAAGGCAAGAAACAGACCACCUCCUAAUCUCACAGUUUCCAUCCAAGCUUCCAUUAAACCCAACAGGCAUAAAAGCAGCAUAAAACCUCAAGUUUUCCCUGCUUUGGAAAACAUGGACCCCAGACUUCAUCCGUCACCUAAGUUUCAAAGGAGAGCGCCUCCAACAGAAAAGAAGAAAUCAAUGCAUCAGACCCAGAACUCUAAGAAGCAAGCAUUUCCUCGAAUCUGUAAAAACUCGGGUAUAAAAAAGCCAUGUGUUCCCCUCUUGGCUGAAACAACAGAUCCAAGACUGCAUUUCCUGGACUUGAAGUACAGUGACAUGUUCAAAGAAAUCAAUUCAACCUCCAAUGGACCAGGAAUCUACGAGAUGUUUGGGACCCCCAUUUACAGUCACAUUCGAGAGGCAGAAAGGCAUGAACACAGAUAUUACCAUGAAAUAUGCGCAGCUCCACUGGGCAGAUGCAUCCCCGGGAAAUGUCAGUCUUCCCAAAGUGACCGGGGCAGCAAUAGCAGAGUGAGACUUCUUCAGAAGAGGCCACACAUUAAAGCUGCCAAGCCUUCACUUGGUCUCAAGCAAAAGCACAGAGGGUUGAUUUCUAAAGAAAGGGGUUGCAGGACUACAGGUAGCUGCAGGGAGGAUGGUGUUUCAGAACCAGACUGGCCAGUUAGAUCAUCAGGAAAUGACUUUCUGUCUCCCAAAGAUGAAGUUCAGAUCACCAACUUGACGCCGAUCCCUGAGCAAUCCCCUGAACAGAAAGAGACCCCUCCUGUCUCAGAUCUAUACAUUGUUGAAGACAUCGUCACAGAGGAGGAUGCAGAUGAGGGAGGCAAUUUUACCAGUGACAUACUUACCCAAAGCCUUGGAGAUCUAAAAGGACUUGGAGAGCUGCACCAGCAGACCCUGCCUGUCCCUUCAGAAAACAGCUGGGCUGUGGUGCUCAGUGACAAGAGUUCAGGCAAGCAUGUGUCACCAGAAAAGCAGGACACAGAACCUCUUGACAAAGUCAAUGUUGACCAGAUGCUCAUGGAUUACCUAGAAUUCGAUAGCCUUUCAGAUAAGUCUAAAACACCCAUGACCUUUCCGAGUUUCUCUUUCUACGAGAACCCAGAAAGUGCACCUUCCCCUACAGAGCAGCACUGGACACGUUCUUUGGAUCAGGACAGCUUAGAAAAUAACUCUGUGACAUAUCAAACAUAUGGAAAGAUUUCCAGAGAAAUCUUAGAUCCAGUAAAAAAUGAAGAAUUGACAGAUGAGUUGCUAGGUUGUCUGGUUGAAGAACUAUUAGCACUUGAUGAGACAGAUAAUAGCUCUUGCCAAAUAAUGACAAAUGAGGCAGAGGCCGAAAACCUGAACCUUGUCUUCAGUAGGAGAGGCAAUACCAUCGAAGAAUUGGACAGAGAGACAACAAAUGUCAAACUACAGAGGUGUAUUAAUGGAUUCAGGAUAUAUGACAAGGAAGAAAACUUUCUUAACUCAAAUGAAAAGAAGACGCUUUCUGACAAGAGUUUACGACACGAGGAGGCCAUAUUCUGGACCAAGGGUGAGAUCCUUGGGAGAGGAGCAUAUGGCACAGUUUAUUGUGGGCUUACUAGCCUAGGACAGCUAAUAGCUGUGAAGCAGGUGGCCUUGGAUAUUUCUGAUAAGUUGGCUACUGAGAAAGAAUACCGGAAACUGCAGGAGGAAGUGGAUUUGCUGAAGGCGCUGAAGCAUGUAAAUAUAGUGGCUUAUCUAGGGACAUGCUUGGAGGAGAACACGGUGAGCAUCUUCAUGGAAUUUGUUCCUGGUGGCUCCAUCUCUAGUAUUAUAAACCGCUUCGGGCCCCUGCCCGAGAUGGUGUUCUGUAAAUACACAAGGCAGAUCCUGCAAGGUGUUGCUUAUCUCCAUGAGAACUGUGUGGUCCAUCGAGACAUCAAAGGAAACAAUGUCAUGCUCAUGCCAACUGGGACAAUAAAGCUGAUUGACUUUGGCUGUGCCAAGCGUCUGGCCUGGGCAGGCUUAAAUGGAACUCACAGUGACAUGCUGAAGUCCAUGCGUGGGACCCCAUACUGGAUGGCCCCUGAGGUCAUCAAUGAGUCUGGCUACGGAAGAAAAUCAGAUAUCUGGAGCAUCGGCUGCACUGUGUUUGAGAUGGCCACCGGGAAGCCUCCUCUGGCUUCCAUGGAUAGGAUGGCAGCCAUGUUUUACAUUGGAGGCCACAGAGGCCUAAUGCCUCCUCUACCUGAACGGUUCUCAGAAUCUGCUGCAGACUUUGUGCGCUUGUGCCUGACCAGGGAUCAGCAUGAGAGACCUUCUGCUCUCCAGCUCUUGAAGCACUCCUUCCUGAAGAGAAGCCAGUGAGCAUGCACCAGCUUCCCACUCUAGGCUCCCCACCCCCACUCCCGGCUCUGCUGUGGGGAAUGAUGGUUAAGGGACUUAUUUUCCUAUUAUAAAUCCAAACUAGUCCAAUUUAACCAGAUCCUGCAGCAUUAUUGGAAAGUUUUAGUUACAUACUGACCUUAAACUCCAGGGAUGGCUGUCUAUUUGCAUGAGAAGAAACUUUAAUAAUUUUUAAAACCCCACUCCAGUGUUUACAAUUUUGAUUGCCUAAGAACUGUCUCUAUUGCUUUAUAUGCUUCUUUUAAUUUUUUGAACAGGGUCUCACUACAUAGCCCUGGCUGUCCUGGAACUCACUAUGCAGACCAGGUUGACAUCAAAAGCACAGAGAUCUGCCUGCCUCUAACUUGGAGUGCUGGGAUUAAAGGCCUGUACCACCACAUCUGGUGUAAACUUCUUUCAAUUUUAAUAGUUUAAAAUAAAUCAUACACAUUUUGCCUGAUAA
This is a messenger RNA of Mesocricetus auratus (golden hamster), 5176 nucleotides long. It is a transcript of the gene Map3k19, whose product is annotated as mitogen-activated protein kinase kinase kinase 19. The coding region runs from base 247 to 4695 and encodes 1482 amino acids. Gene Ontology annotation, molecular function: ATP binding; protein kinase activity; protein binding. The transcript is spliced from 12 exons. The record is from RefSeq and is a predicted model, not a curated record. Gene Ontology annotation, biological process: protein phosphorylation. NCBI's taxonomy places the organism in Eukaryota, Metazoa, Chordata, Mammalia, Rodentia, Cricetidae.